Molecule: messenger RNA, 1725 nt
Organism: Rhineura floridana
Lineage: Eukaryota; Metazoa; Chordata; Lepidosauria; Squamata; Rhineuridae
Gene: NRBF2
Product: nuclear receptor binding factor 2
Exons: 4
Coding region: 102-980 (292 amino acids)
Biological process (GO): autophagy
Source: RefSeq, a predicted model, not a curated record
GGCGGAAGCGCCUUGGUGUUGUGGUGUUUACAGCAGCUGUUGGGGCCAGGCUGAGCUAAGAGGGCUCGGGCCAGAGCGGCGAAGAGGCCGCCCCAGCGCCCAUGUGCCCUCAGCCGCCCAUGGAGGUGAUGGAGGGACCGCUCAACCUGGCUCAUCAGCAGAGCAGAAAAGCUGACCGUUUGCUGACAGCGGGGAAGUAUGAAGAAGCAAUUUCUUGUCACAAAAAGGCAGCAGCAUAUCUUUUGGAGGCCAUGAGGCUGACACAAUCGAAUCAGGCCCAGUUAUCAUUGGAAUUACAAAAGGAGAGUCAUCUGAAACAGAUGCUCCUUAUUCAGGAGCGGUGGAAAAGAGCAAAAAGAGAAGAGCGGCUAAAAACACAGCAGGCUGUGGACAAGGAUGGUGCUUCGUCUAAAUCAUCCGCAGAGGAAUUUGAUGACCAAAAUGUGACAGCUCCUGCUAGUUUGAAGUACAGCCCCUCUUCAGAGAAGGACAUGCAGGCAAUCCACGGUGUCUUGGACAGGGACCCAGAUACUCUGCUGUUUCUGUUUCAGAAAAGGAAGGAGCCAUUGGAAGUUUGUGUCGGAAGCAAAACUCCAAAGGAUGACAAGACAAAAAUAGAGGAGCAAGCCACCAAAAUUGCAGUUCUAGAACGGCAUGUGGACAUUCUGUUAGCUGAAAAUGAGAGAUUAAGGCAAGAGAACAAGCAGCUAAAAGCUGAGAGGGCCAGACUCCUAAAAUCUCCCCUAGAAAAGGAGCUAGAUGUUGAUGCUGACUUUGUAGAGAAGUCAGAGUUGUGGGGUCUGCAGCAGCAUUCAGAAACUGCUGCUACAUCAGCCUCAACUUGGCAGAAAUUUACAACAACUGCUGGGAAGGCCAAGGACAUUCCAAUACCCAGCCUUCCCCCUCUGGACAUUCCAUCCCCUGAGCUCCCUCUCUUGGAGCUCUCAGAAGAUAUACUGAAGGGACUCAUGAAUAGCUAAGUGAAGACCACAGUGUAUGCGCAUAUGUAGUUCAGCAAAAUCCAAAAAGGGAAACCCACCAGUAUAGCUGUGAUUCAUGGGCAGAAACAUCAACUACAACCCUAGUAAGGGAGAAUAUCUUAGUGAUUUUGUCACUGUGAAAAAUAUGCAUGAUAUUGGAUUGGUUGACCAGAGCUUACAAUUUACCAUCGUUGGUAAAAGCUAAGCACUCUUUUGUUUCUUUCCUUGAAGCCAAAUGACUGACAGGAAGCUUUCAAGUAACACAAUCCUGCAGGGGUCUUGGGUAUGCUAUAUGUAACAGGUCUCCCUAAUGUCAUAAAAUAAUGCAAAACCUAAGUGGUGUGGGCAAGAGGGUGACAAGUUUGGCACUGGAAGAUGUUUAUCAUGCAUUUGAUUAUUAUUUGAUUUAAUUAUGCACAAACCAGGUCAAUAGAUUAGAUGUUGCUUCUGUUCCUCCACAGUAAGGAUCUACGUGCCACACUUCUGCACUCCUGACUUUGAAAAUGUAAUGUUGGCCAAUCAGGAGAGAUGCUAAAUUUCCAAUUUUUUUAAGGAACCAAAUUUAGUUUUAUUGAAAUGUUAAUUUGUUUACGUAAUCAGGGUGCUUCAUAAUGUUUGUGUUCUGUAUAUGAAACCAGAAGGCAUUGUUUAAAAAAAUACAUAAGAACAAUCCUUGGUGUAUGAAUGGAAGUAAUAACAAUUGCCAGAACUUGACUGAAAAUAAAAGUUUUGGGUCUGUUUAAAA